AUGGAGGGAGUAAUACUGUCGAUUUUCGGUGUUAUUGUCACCUUGUCAGGAGUACUAUGUGAAGAGAUUGGUGAUAUUAAUGGUAUUGUAGCAGCGUCUGUUGUAGGAUUCUUUUUGUUAUGUAUUGUCAUAGCUAUGAUAGUAGUUGGUAUAUUCUGGGAUAAAUGGUUUUCAAAAUAUCAAAGAUGGCGUGGAAAGAUAAAGGUGCCACGUCACAUCAUCGAGCAGAGGAAAAAACGAAAACAGGCGGAGAAAACUCUUUCAGAAAAAUCUUUAGUUGCUAAUGGUCACGGUAGAAUGCCUACAGCAGAACCAGAUUCAAAAUCGUGGGUAGAAGGAUGGGUAUAUAAUGGUCGGGAUAGGAACAGUGGAAGAGAAUAUGAAGAAAAGGUAAACACCAUAAAUCUAGAACCGGAAGAGGAAUACCGUAUCGAGGCUGAAAUAGUUGAUAACGAGGCUCUAGACUUGGGUCCAUACAGAAAACAGCCUGAUAUGCCUAAUACACUGGUAACGAGUGUGUCAGACCAGCGGUCGGAGCCAACCCUUCAGUCGCAGCAACCCUACCAAUCGGAGCAGCCCCAGGAAACCGAGCAACCUCUAUAUUCUGUUGUUGACCGAGCUAGCAAAAAAUCAAACGCUAAUGGCGCCGCUCGACAUACGUACGAGGAAACCGAAACGUCAUUUUCAGCUUUGACGUCAGACCCUGAUGUUGUGAUAAUGUAA
Messenger RNA from Lottia gigantea (owl limpet), 723 nucleotides. RefSeq lists its product as hypothetical. The record is from RefSeq and is a predicted model, not a curated record. The transcript is spliced from 7 exons. The coding region runs from base 1 to 723 and encodes 240 amino acids. NCBI's taxonomy places the organism in Eukaryota, Metazoa, Mollusca, Gastropoda, Lottiidae.